Molecule: messenger RNA, 2907 nt
Organism: Zasmidium cellare ATCC 36951
Lineage: Eukaryota; Fungi; Ascomycota; Dothideomycetes; Mycosphaerellales; Mycosphaerellaceae
Exons: 4
Coding region: 1-2907 (968 amino acids)
Biological process (GO): phosphatidylcholine biosynthetic process
Molecular function (GO): phosphatidylethanolamine N-methyltransferase activity
Source: RefSeq, a predicted model, not a curated record
AUGACCGACGCGAACGAACCGGCUGGCGUCGACGCCAGUGGACUGCGCGAGAGGCUUCCCAACAAGCCUGAGGCGCCGCAAAAAGCACUGUCCGUUGAGACUGCCCAGCAGGCUGUGAGGGCACUGAAUGAACAAGAGCAGGCCGAGGGCAAAGACGAAAAAGACCGCAAGACAUAUGGGCGGACUCUGGACGGCACGGAGGAUAUGGUUUCACAGCUCUUCGACCCAACGCAGCCAAAGAACCUGUCCGACAUUGCCAUUGUCGGCGCCUUGGGAGGCCAGGCCCUCCUCAUGUACCUCCUGCCAAAGCAACUCCGAGUCCCCGUUUUUGCCAUUGUCUUCCUUUGGUGGCGCUUCUGCUACAAUUUUGGCAUCGGAUGGCUCCUCCAUAACCAGUCCCACCACAAGCGCCUCGUGAACUGGGCCAAGAAGACGCACAUAUUCGAAAAUCCCACAAGCGGCAAAAACUCUCACCCCAUCCUCUACAAAUUCAUCAAGCGAGAAAUGGAAGCCAAGAUCCCCAAAGACUACAAGUUCGAGGAUGCCCCCAUCGAGUACAACACGUGGCUCGUCUUUCGCCGUGUUGUAGAUCUCAUCCUGAUGUCUGACUUCACCGCAUUCGUCUUGUUCGCAUUCGCUUGCGGCGGCCGUCCAGAGCAUGAGAAGCUGCCCAUGACCAUCGCCCGCUGGGUUGGUGGCUGGGCUCUUGUCUUCUUCAACUUGUGGGUGAAGCUCGAUGCUCACAGAGUUGUCAAGGACUUUGCCUGGUACUGGGGUGAUUUCUUCUACUUGAUUGACCAGGACUUGACCUUCGAUGGCGUCUUCGAGCUUGCUCCUCAUCCCAUGUACUCGAUCGGCUAUGUGGGAUUCUAUGGUAUUGCCAUGAUGGCCGCAAGUUACAAGGUGCUGUUCAUUUCGAUUAUCGGUCACGCUGCACAGCUCGCUUUCCUUGCGUUUGUGGAAUCGCCGCACAUCGAGAGGACUUACAAUGCACCACCACCGCCCAAGCGAUCAGACGAAGUGCCAGAUUCCCCACCAAAGCGACCACAGUACACGACCCGUAUGUUGAGUGCCGGACAUGUCAAUGGAUACCCUCCACUCGCUUCCAGUAGCCAGCCAUCACCGGUCCACAACCUCAUCGGGCUCCAGAACAUCGACUUCCACCGUGUCACUGAUGUCUCAGUCAUUCUCCUGCAGAUCUAUAUGUACACUGUGGCGUUCCUCACCCCAUCGACCUGGCGGUGGCAGGCCUUCUUUGUGCUCAGUGCAACACUGUGGCGGCUCUGGUACUCCAUUGGUAUCGGCGUCAUCCUGGACCGACAGUCGAACAAGAAGUCAUGGACUCGCCACUUCGUCAAGUUUGGUGAGAGCACCGAAGAGGCUUGGCGCCAGUGGAAGGGAAUCUACCAUGUCAGCAUGAUCAUGUGCUACACCAGCUUCAUCUGUGCUGCCUGGAAGAUGUACGGCCUCCCAGAAGACUGGACAUACGGUAUGGCUAUCUUGCGCCAUGUCGCUGGCUUUGGCUUGAUCGCACUCCAGAUCUGGACCAUUGCCAGUAUCUACGAGUCACUCGGCGAAUUCGGCUGGUUCUUUGGUGACUUCUUCUUCGACCAGGAGCACCCAGAGCUUACCUAUGGAGGUAUUUAUCGUUUCCUGAACAACCCCGAGAGAACCAUUGGUUUGGCCGGUGUUUGGGGUGCCGCGAUUAUGACCUGGAGCAAGGCAAUCUUCUUCCUGGCGCUUCUCAGCCACACACUUACGCUGUGCUUCAUUCAGUUCGUUGAGAAGCCGCAUAUGCAGAAACUGUAUCGCCAAGGCCUUCGUCAACAAUCUGGAGUUUCGAAGAGCAUCAAGCGUUCGUUGCCGUCACCACUCCAGAAGUGGACAGGAAGCGUCGACCACAUGCUCGAUCAGACUCUGGACAACCUCGAAGACUUCAUCGACCAGGCUGGCCCCAAGCUCGCCGCUGGAUUCAACACUUUUGUGCAAGAUUCGACCACGAUGUUCAGACAGUUUCCGGCCAGAGUCAGCAUCUCCCGCGUUGCUCCAGACCUGGCAGGAUACAACCCAAAGGACUAUUCUCUCGAAAUCGAUGCUGCUUCCAGCGGCCUUAAAUUUGGCGAGGCUUCGGAGAGCGGUCGUGAAGGCGAAAACGGUCAGCUGCCUCUCAAGCGCGCGGACAGCUUCGAACGUGUGGUUGUAGAAUACGGCUCGCCGAUCAAGGUCAAGUGGACCGCUCCUCUACACCAUAGCAAGAAGGACUGGAUUGGUCUCUACCGCGUGGGUGAUAACCAGUCCAGAGAAGUGACCAAGGUCGGAACCAAUGGCCGUUGGGUUGCCACAAAUCCAGGCGCUUUCGAUUACAGCAAAGCCGACAAGGGCAUUUUUGUCGCUGAUCAAAGAGUAUCUGCUGCAAAGCGCAAAGAUGGCGAAGAGAAGGACUUCCUGUACGGCGAAAUCGAGUUCUCUGGCGACAAGCUUUGGUGGACACAAGGCGUCUUCGAAUUCCGGUACCACCACGACGGCAAAUACAACGUCAUGGCAAUCUCCCUCCCAUUCGAGAUCAAGAUCAACCGCUUCGAUGAGGAAGACUUUGAGAACAAUGGCCAGAUUCGCAACGCCGUCGAACAGGCACUUCUCCCUGUCGUCCAGAACUGCUUCGACCGCGAUCCAGAUGUCGCCCCUCGCAGCGUCGACGAGACGUUUGGGCCAACCCUAGAAAGAGAAGGCAAAUACGCCAAGAGAGUCGUCUACGCCGUCAAGCAAAUGUUUGGCAUCGAGUUUGCGCCAGAGGUCGUACAAGCCGAUGGCAACGUGCGGAACCUCGGAUGGCGGAUUUGCAAUGCGAAGAAAGUCCUCGCGCCUUACAGCAUGUCCAAUUCGAAGGGCGAUACAACUCCGCAGUGA